AUAAAAAAAAUUAAAAAAAAAACGCACACACACAUACACGCACAUACAUAUAAAUACAAUACACACACAGAUAACAAAACGAGAAAUAAAUUCAUCGAGAAAUUACGAAUAGACCAUUGAAACGCAUGCAUAACAAAUAAAUUUCCCAGUAAAUAAUUUCCAUCUCUGAUAGCAACAGCGGUAACAAAAGAUAGCAAAAGAACAAAAAUAAAAAGCAGGCAAUAGAUUGCGUGCGAUACAACAACUCUUACCUGCAGACAAUUACUGCUACUAACUAACAACUGCAACGGGAACCAUCGUCGUCGUCGUCGUCGUCGUCAUCAUCAUCAUCAUCAUCAUCAUCAUCGUCAUCGCUAUUAUCAUCCAUUGAACUGUCUAUCCUUCUAUUCAGCAGGUUUCAUGUUACAAAUGAUUGUUAUCGAUUUAAGUUGGUUGCCAUUCUUUUUGUACGUGUUCAUCAUUUAUUCGAACGUUCAUGCAUAUGAUGUAUACUACUGAGGUAAAAGGUUAAUGUGCGCCAUCGUCGUUUAAAAUUCGUUGCAUUUCCGUUCAUACUAAAUGCUCUGACAUAUAACAAGCUACAAAAACAAUAAUAAUAAAAAUAGUAAUAACAACAACAGCAACAACAAGAACAACAAUAAUAAUAACAGCAAUAGCAACAACAAUCAAAUUAUAACAGGAAUCACACAUAUACCAAAACGACCUAUGCUUAGUGCACAAAAAAAACACGAAAAAAACCAACGUAAAAGAGCCAUUUAACGGGUUGGCUUUUCGCAGGAAUAAAUAAAGAGUUCCAUCAACUUUACCAUAAAAAUUAUAUUACUAUGAGAUACUAUGAGCAAAACCGAAAGCAAUAGAACAACAAAAACAAUAAUAAUAAUAAUAACAACAACAACAACAAUAAAAGAAAAGACAGAAACUGAUAUUUUCAAGUAGCGCUACAAUUACCACCACUAGUGUAUUUAACUAGAACCACGACUAUUACUAAGACCGCACGUACAUAUAUGUGCAUACAUCAGCUCUUCAAUUUGUUUCGUAUAAAGUGUUGCUGUUUUUAUUGAAACUUUAUGGCGUGAAUAUUAACGCAUAGAGGAGAGAGACCCGCAUAACAACAAUUUGCAACAAAAACUAACUAACUAAAAACAAUAACAACAAUAUUAUUAAAAGCAGUGCAGCAAGGGCAAGAAAAAAGCAAAAAAGGGGCAAAACUUCGCAUAGAAAGGAAUAAUAAAGACGACGAAAGUGAAGCUGUCAACAUGAUUGCAUUUUUAACGUUGUUCUUCUAUAUGACAAUGUAUACAUCCGUAAAUGGAUGCAUGGAUAACCAUGGCGACGCGUAGUUAUUAUAAAGCAUAAUAAAGAUAAUCAUGAUGUAAAACUACGCAUUUUGGGUGUGUAAGCACAUUGUUUACCAAACUGUUCUGAAAGCAUUAUUUAUGUUGAAUAGUUUGACAAUGUGCUAUCAACGAUUGUCGGGCAACACAAAUCACAAUAAUGUGGAUCAGAAACCAACUCAUUUACCGUCUGGCCAUUACGCACACAGUCAUCGUUGGAACGAACCGUUUUUCGAUUUGACAAUGCCGAAGAAUAUAACCUCACUUGUAGGCAAGUCAGCCUACUUAGGAUGUCGAGUCAAGCAUUUAGGAAAUAAAACGGUGGCCUGGAUUAGACAUCGUGACCUACACAUACUAACAGUUGGCACUUACACUUAUACAACGGAUCAACGGUUUCAAACAUCAUACCAUCGUGAUAUCGAUGAGUGGACGUUGCAAAUAAAAUGGGCACAACAACGAGAUGCUGGCGUUUAUGAGUGCCAAAUAUCGACCCAACCAGUUCGAAGUUUUUCGGUUAACCUAAAUAUUGUUGACAUUUUAAACAACGAACAAAACGAUAUGUUAUUGCAAUUUUAUAAUGAUGAUUCCUAUGUGAUCAGCAAUGACCGCAUAUACCAGUCUGGUGAUGAUGAGUUUGCUGGCAUGUUCGGUCCCUUACAAACUGUGGCUGUGCCAACAGCAACCAUAUUGGGCGGACCUGAUUUAUAUGUCGACAAGGGAAGCACAAUCAAUCUAACGUGCGUAAUAAAAUUCAGUCCAGAACAACCGACCCACAUAUUUUGGUAUCAUCAAGAUAAGGUUUUAAGCGAGGAGAACUCAGGUGGUCGUCUUAAAUUUAAAACCAUCAAAUCGGAGGAAACCAAAUCGAUUUUGCUUAUUGAUGAUGCUGAUCUGUUAGAUUCUGGAAAAUUUUCAUGUUAUCCAUCCAAUACUGAGAUAGCGAGUGUACGUGUUCAUGUAUUGCAAGGAGAACGGCCCGAAGCGAUGCAAACGAAUGCAGCCGUUGCUGGUAAAUUGCAAAGUUUAAGCCAUUUUGCAGCCAUUACCACAAUUGUGGGAACAUUUGCAUUAUUGCAUGUGUUGGCAUCGUUUGCCCGGAACUUGAACAUAACAAUAAAAUCAACUACAGCUAAAGGCAUCACUGCUAUCGCUAACCGCAACAAAAGUGUCCGUUUCAUCAGCCAAAGUAGCAAUUGUUCAACAACAACGCAAGCUAUACAGAAUUUAAGGAAUUAUUGUACAGAUUGUGUUCGCAGCACAAAGAGCUCUUCCCCGCUUUAUAGGCAUCCACUUAAACAACAAAGGCAGCAGCAACACCAACACCAACAGCAACAGCAACAGCAACAGCAAACAAAUAUGGUAGCGGUGGUGAUGGUGGGCAAGAUUUCCCGAAAUGCUUGUCAACAUUGCUGCAGCACUGCCGAACAAUACUCAGCAGAAAAGCGGUGAUUAAAUAAUUUAACAAUAAUGUAGAAUUUGUAAGUUUUCCAUAAAGGAAAUGGCAGCGUAAGCAACCAACCGAUAGUAUGUAUACAUAUUUAUACAUAUAUACAUAUAUAUAAAUAUAUAUAUAUAUAUAUAUAUAUAUAUAUAUAUAUAUAUACGUGCAUAUAAAUGUUAAGACUCUCAUGUUGUAAAUUAUUGCAAUGAGAUGCUGUUUCAUCUCAUCUUCAUCAGAUGUGACGUAAUGUGUUGGUAAAUUUGAUUUUCGUUUUCUUUGCUUUUUUGUUUUUGUUUGUGUUUUACGAUUUUUUCUGUUUUGGUUUUUCUUCUGUUCUCAUUUCAUUUCUUAUACAACAACACAACUUUAUAACGCAAUAUAAAUAAAAAUAAAAUAUAAUAGAGCGAGAAGCAAGACGUAAAGUAAGGAAAGUACAUUUGAUAAUAAAAAAAAAGAAAAAAAAAAACAGAAAAAACAAAACAGAAAAAAAAA
Messenger RNA from Glossina fuscipes, 3267 nucleotides. RefSeq lists its product as uncharacterized. The record is from RefSeq and is a predicted model, not a curated record. NCBI's taxonomy places the organism in Eukaryota, Metazoa, Arthropoda, Insecta, Diptera, Glossinidae. Gene Ontology annotation, biological process: synapse organization. Gene Ontology annotation, cellular component: neuron projection membrane. The coding region runs from base 1437 to 2783 and encodes 448 amino acids. The transcript has 9 exons.